This is a messenger RNA of Penicillium canescens, 975 nucleotides long. RefSeq lists its product as uncharacterized. The transcript has 4 exons. The record is from RefSeq and is a predicted model, not a curated record. The coding region runs from base 1 to 975 and encodes 324 amino acids. Lineage: Eukaryota; Fungi; Ascomycota; Eurotiomycetes; Eurotiales; Aspergillaceae.
AUGUCUAUCAGAGCGGUUAGGGAACCGGCCAACGCCAAAGUUGACCCAGCCCAUCCCAUUCUAAAUCAACGUACUUACCCAAAAACACCCGAUAGUAUUGUGUUUGUCCAUGGCUUGCACGGCGACCAAGCACCGUGGACAUCCGAGGCGGAUGUCUUCUGGCCUGAAAAGCUCCUCCCGGGUAAAAUCUCCGACGCAUGUAUCCUGUCGUUCGAGUAUGAAGCGGCUAUUGGUCCUUUUUUUGACGAGGACGACGAAAUCACCGACAUUUCCAACGACCUGAUCAACGAGCUGAUGGACCAUCGAACUGAGAAAGAAAAGCUGGUUGACGAAGCAAAACAGGAAGAAAGACCGAUUAUUUUCGUUGCACAUUGUCUCGGUGGCGUUGUUUUAGAGAAUGCCCUAGUCCGAGCCGCCGAACAUCCCAGGAAAAGAGAGCUCAUUGGCUAUAUCCACGGUAUAUUACUACUAGGAACCCCUCAUUUCCAGCCGGGAUCGCUAGCAGCAGCCACAAACUAUCUCCAAGUCGCUCAGGCGGAGAUCCCCAGCGAGUCGGACCUGAAAGACCGGUUAAAUCGCCUCAGCGGCAUUCCCCAGCGGUUUGCCGAGCUCAAGCAAGCAGGGGCUGAGUUCGAGGUGGAAGGUUUCUAUGCCGGAGCCGGCACCAAGCUGGGCGGUACCGGCAAGGACGUGAAGAUCGUUGAUGAGGCGUUGGCCCGAGGCCCCGAUGCUCCUCCUCCUGAGCGCCUGGCGCGCAAUCAGCUACGGCUGAGCCAGUACGACGGCGAGGAUGACAAGGAUUUCAAGAAGGUGUUUCGGGUUCUUACCCAGUGGGCGUCCAAGAUUGUUCUUCCGGAGGAGGAUAAGGGGGCCGCCAAUGUGUCGAAUGCGACGUUUUCGGGUUCUCAUAAUUCUGGUUUGCAGCUGGGGCAGAAUGUAGGAACUCUGAAGGGGUUCAGUUUCGGAAGAGGUUAG